ACAAGAAUGUGAUACAGCCUCGACGGCCGCCAUUUUCUUUCUUUCUUAGCAGUUGGCUGAGAGGUCUCUGCGAAGAAGCGGUGGUGGCCACUGUAGUGUAGGCAUGGCAGACUAUUCAACAGUGCCUCCACCGUCCUCUGGCUCAGCUGGUGGUGGAGGCGGUGGCGGCGGUGGUGGAGGAGUUAACGAUGCUUUCAAAGAUGCGCUGCAGAGAGCCCGGCAGAUUGCUGCAAAAAUUGGAGGUGAUGCUGGUACAUCACUGAAUUCAAAUGACUAUGGUUAUGGGGGACAAAAAAGGCCUUUGGAAGAUGGAGAUGGCUCUUGGACAAGUCCGAGCAGUACAACACACUGGGAGGGAAUGCCCUCUCCUUUUAAAGAUCAGCCAGACGCUAAGAAAGUUGCUCCUCAAAAUGACUCUUUCGGAACACAGUUACCACCGAUGCAUCAGCAGCAAAGCAGGUCCGUAAUGACAGAAGAAUACAAAGUUCCAGAUGGAAUGGUUGGAUUUAUAAUUGGCAGAGGAGGUGAACAGAUCUCACGCAUACAACAGGAAUCUGGAUGCAAAAUACAGAUAGCUCCUGACAGUGGUGGCCUUCCAGAAAGGUCUUGUAUGUUAACUGGAACACCUGAAUCUGUCCAGUCAGCAAAACGGUUACUGGACCAGAUUGUUGAAAAAGGAAGACCAGCCCCUGGCUUCCAUCAUGGUGAUGGACCAGGAAAUGCAGUUCAAGAAAUCAUGAUUCCAGCUAGCAAGGCAGGAUUAGUUAUUGGAAAGGGGGGAGAGACUAUUAAACAACUUCAGGAGCGGGCUGGAGUUAAAAUGGUUAUGAUCCAAGAUGGACCUCAGAACACUGGUGCUGACAAACCUCUUAGGAUUACAGGAGACCCAUACAAAGUUCAACAAGCCAAGGAAAUGGUGUUAGAGUUAAUUCGUGAUCAAGGUGGUUUCAGAGAAGUUCGAAAUGAGUAUGGGUCAAGAAUAGGAGGAAAUGAAGGGAUAGAUGUCCCCAUUCCAAGAUUUGCUGUUGGCAUUGUAAUAGGAAGAAAUGGAGAGAUGAUUAAAAAAAUACAAAAUGAUGCCGGUGUUCGAAUUCAGUUUAAGCCAGAUGACGGAACAACACCUGAUAGAAUAGCACAAAUAACAGGACCUCCAGACCGAUGUCAGCAUGCCGCAGAAAUUAUUACAGACCUUCUUCGAAGUGUUCAGGCUGGCAAUCCUGGUGGACCUGGACCUGGUGGUCGAGGAAGAGGUAGAGGUCAAGGCAACUGGAACAUGGGACCACCUGGUGGACUACAGGAAUUUAAUUUCAUUGUCCCAACUGGGAAAACUGGAUUAAUAAUAGGAAAAGGAGGUGAAACCAUAAAAAGCAUAAGCCAACAGUCGGGUGCAAGAAUAGAACUUCAGAGAAAUCCUCCACCUAAUGCAGAUCCUAAUAUGAAGUUAUUUACAAUCCGUGGCACUCCUCAGCAAAUAGACUAUGCUCGGCAACUCAUAGAAGAAAAGAUUGGUGGCCCAGUAAAUCCUUUAGGGCCACCUGUACCCCAUGGGCCCCAUGGUGUCCCAGGCCCACAUGGGCCUCCUGGGCCUCCUGGGCCUGGAACUCCAAUGGGACCAUAUAACCCUGCACCUUAUAAUCCGGGACCACCUGGCCCUGCUCCUCAUGGUCCUCCAGCCCCUUAUGCUCCCCAGGGGUGGGGAAAUGCAUAUCCACAUUGGCAGCAACAGGCCCCUCCUGAUCCAGCUAAGACAGGAACGGAUCCAAAUUCAGCAGCCUGGGCUGCUUACUAUGCUCACUAUUACCAACAACAAGCACAGCCACCACCUGCGGCUCCUGCCGGUGCACCAACGACAACCCAAACCAAUGGACAAGGUAACUACGGAGAUCAGCAGAAUCCAGCUCCAGCCGGACAGGUUGAUUAUACUAAGGCUUGGGAAGAGUACUACAAGAAAAUGGGUCAACAAGGGCAGACACAAGAUUAUUCAAAGGCUUGGGAGGAAUAUUACAAGAAGCAAGGUCAGGCAGUUCCUGCUCCUACUGGUGCUCCACCAGGUGGUCAGCCCGAUUAUAGUGCAGCCUGGGCUGAGUACUAUAGACAGCAAGCAGCCUACUAUGCCCAGACAAGUCCCCAGGGAAUGCCGCAGCAUCCUCCAGCUCCUCAGGUUUGAUCCAGCCAGUAUAGAACUAGCUCUGUAGGGGUGAGGAGGACUGUGCUGUGUAUCAUCCUUGAUUGUGUUCCUUCAAGGAGCAUUGCACUGUAAGUACAUCAGAAUGACAAAUUGAUGAACUGCAACAGUAUCUUUUUGUCAAUGUUCCACAUAAUGUAAAUGCCAUACUUUGUGUGAAUAUUAUGUUGGAAUACAGUGCUGAUAAUUCUGGAAAACCAUAACUGCUUCUUAAUUUAAUAUAGAAUAAUUCAUAGGUCUGUAUUUUUUUUAAAGUGAGCUUAAUGGGUAAGUAUUUUUGAUAUGCUUUAGCUAUAGCUAAAGAAAAUUGAUCAUUGACAAAGUUGAUUAGUAUUUACUCAUUGGUGCUCCUAAAAUAUAUUGUUUUUCAGUGUAAAAUAUGCAUAUCUUAUAUUAAUAUGAAAGACUUGAAAUGUAUCAGACAGCAGUUUUCAGUUUGCAAAUAUUAAGCAAUGUAGCAGUUUUAACACCAUUUCCUAAAUAUAUAUGCUAGCUCUUGCAUUGGUGGAGAGCACCAUUUGUUGUUCUUAAUAUUUUAUAAAGAAAGAUGUACAAGGACAUAAAUGUUGAGAUUACUUUAGGGUUCAUUAUAGAUAUUUUGAAAUGUUUUUUUGACUGUUUAUAGUAUCCAAAGUGACUUCCCUUACCCUUACGUAGAUACGGAUAUGUAGUUCUAGUUUGAAGUUUAAUAGUUAAGGAGCUAGUUAUCUGUUAUCUUUAAGAGUAGGGUAUUGACGUGAACAAUUUCAGUAUUUUGCAUGAAUACUGUUUUAUAGAUGACCUUUUAGGAAAGUGGUGCAUUUAUUAAUUAAAGAGAUAGUUUAGUUGGAUUCAGUAUCAUAACUCACAAAUUGGAGGCUGUUGAUUUUGAUUCAUUUAAGGUUUAAAAUCUUUAUUAAUUGCAAACAGUGCAAUUAUUUAUACUUCACAGUGCCUUCCCAGACCUUCCACCUUAGGUUCUGCUGCAAAAAGCAACAGGUAAGCACAACCUAAGGACAUAUAUAAAUAAAUAUUUCAGUACAUUAAUGUUGUCCCUGUGAGGUUUUUGUGGUUGUGUAUUCAAAGGCAGUCUGCUACUGCUUCCCCAAAAUGUAUUUUGUUCUCUAUGCUACCAUUUCAGUGGAAAGUCUGUAAGUUGUUCAAACAACUGUUUACAUUUCUGGGUAAUGUUUUUUAUUUUCUUCUUUUUUUUUUUUAUUAAAACAAAGAGAUGAUGAGUAGAUUGCUGCUGUAAUUGAACUACAUCCAAACUUUUUAUAAUCUUUUCCCAAAUACAGAAGAAUUGUUAAAAAUUAAAGGACAAUUACAUAGUUUUCAAGACUUAGGAAAUCAUUUGGUCAGAAACGUCAACAGCCUUCACAGUCUGUCUUUGAUUGACGAGACAUUUACUGUGCCCUCCACUACUGUGGAGUCUUUAUUUUUUUUCUUAUUCUUGAACUGUAGUAGUUCAGUAAGGACAUUAUGGGUUAGAAUCUUGUUAUGACUUUUUUUUUUUAAAAACAAUUCAGUUCUCAUGACUUUAAUAUAUAUACUGAAAAAGGAAAAAAUUAUAAGGAAUACUGGCAGUAUGUUUUGAUAAGGCAUGUGCAUCAGUGAAAUGUUAACUGUAUAGCAAAUAACCUUUCAUAAUCUGUAUAGCAACCAAUAUUUUUCUGAUUUAUAAUACUUUAAUAACUGACGCUGCAUUUAUUUUAUUUUUUUGCCAGUUUAAAAUGUUUGUGUGUUCUUAAUAGAUGAUUUUAACUGGUACAUAUUUUGAGUUAAGAUGAAUGUAUUAAAGCAGCAUCAUACCAGUUUUGUUUUUACUCGAUUUCUAAAAUGUGCUGAUCCUUUUAAAACUCCUGCUUAUCUCUACAACAAAGAAAAAUAUUCAAAAAUACUGCCUUCAUUUUCACACACAGUGCUGAAGAUGCUGCAAGCACCAAAUCAUAGCUCAUAAAAUCAGGUCCUGAGAUAGUUGCCCAUAAAGAGGAAUCCUUUGAGUGUAUGCCAUUGGUGAGCCGAUGAGCAUGGACCAUAGAAGGGCUCAAUGUAGAAGGUAAAAUUGGCAAAUCAUAAUUGAGAAAAAUGAAAUGUUUUCCCAUACAUAAUAUGGUGUAGGGUGUAAUGUACCUGCUUUUGAUCACUUUUCAUUUUAAAGUGCUAUUCACUUGCUCUUAAAUGUUCCAUGAACUGUUAAAUUUUGUAAGUUAAUGUAGUUACUGCACCACAUUUAUGUGUGUGUGUAUGUGUGUUUUAAUAGUCAAUGAUAGGUAUGUUAAGAUUGAUAAUAUAAAGGAGCUCUUUGAACCUUAAGAGCCUGUCAAGUUUUGGUUAGUUGUAGUUUUUGCAUUUUUAUAAAGAGAAAAAUACAUAUGAAUGCUAGUAAAUAUUGGGGCAAUGUUUCUAUCAUGAGAAUUUUUUUUUAUUCAUUACCAUAAGCCUUCACUGAUACUGCAAGCAUUUUUUAAAUGGCGCUAAUCUUAACCUUGAAAUAAAUGGAAAGCAGAAAAGGUGAGCCAGUUGAUUUGAAUGCAGUGGAUGUUAGGAGUGAUAGAAACAAUGUUUAGAUUGAAAUUGAACUGAUUUAUUUUAUUUAGCACUUAAAUUUGACAAUGUGUUUUUGUUUUUAAGAUAUCUUACUUAGUGUGGUGAUACUUAGAAUUCUUAUGGUUUGAUGUUUUAGAAUGAGAAGUAUACUUUUUAUUUUUAAUUAAUGAAAAUGAUUUUAAUACUAAAACUAGUGAUUUAAUACUAGUUGUUUUUAAACAUUAUAAAAUAUAUCCUUAGACAAAUACUUUAGUACUUAAUUCAUAGGAGAGGGGUUGGGUAGGAGUAAAAGAGUACCUUAAGAGGGAAAUAGGAAUUUAUUCAGAAGCUGUAACAUUUGUUUGAAUACUCUGCCAGGAGAACCACUUCUACCUGCAGAGUUACCUUUUGUCUAGCAUAAGGUUGUAGAAAUUACUAAUUAAUGAAGAUGUCUUUUUAUUUUCUGAAAAUGCUGCCUCACUUUAAAAUGUAUUUUAACAAUACUUAAAGAUAAUUUUGACUCUGAAAAAUAACCUUAUUUUUUGUUUAGUCACUUGAGUUUUCUUGCCACAGUAUAAACUUGAGGGAUUUUAUAUAAAUUGGUGCUUUUAAGAAAGCAAAUAAAUCCCAGGUUUUUAUUUUCUUCAGUGAUACCCCUAUAGAAACUCUUAAAUGUAUUUGCGCAUAUAUAUAUUUUUUCUUAUGCAUGCUCAAUGCAUUUUCGUCCUGAGAAAAGUGUUCUCUACAGAAACUACCCGUGUAAAAAGAAGAUUGGCUUAAAAUGGCUACUGUGAUGGGAACAGUGUCUUAGGGAGAUGCAGCUUGGACUUGAGGUAAAUUGAAUACUUUACAAACUGUGGUUUAGAGUUUGCUUUAAUACCAUUGUAUGUAAAAGGGUACAAGCUUGCUGUAAUUUUGUAUUGAUUAUGGUUUCCUCAAUAAAAAAAAAAGAAUAAAUGUACAUUGGUGACUAUUAUAA
This is a messenger RNA of Camelus dromedarius (Arabian camel), 5672 nucleotides long. RefSeq names its product far upstream element binding protein 1 (gene FUBP1). Lineage: Eukaryota; Metazoa; Chordata; Mammalia; Artiodactyla; Camelidae. Gene Ontology annotation, biological process: regulation of DNA-templated transcription. Gene Ontology annotation, cellular component: cytoplasm; nucleus. Bases 104 to 2167 code for a protein of 687 amino acids. Gene Ontology annotation, molecular function: mRNA binding. The transcript is spliced from 22 exons. The record is from RefSeq and is a predicted model, not a curated record.